GCUAGUUAUAUUAAAAUAACCAAUUCUGGAGAAGAAUAUUUUUAUAUCGCUACCCAAGGACCACUGCCGGAUACCACAGAUGACUUUUGGCAAAUGGUUUUGGAAAAUAACUCUAAUGUUAUUGUCAUGAUAACCAGAGAGAUAGAAGAUGGAAUUACCAAAUGCCACCGUUACUGGCCCAUUUCCAAUAAGAAGCCUUUGGAAUUGAAAAAUUGUCAAAUCUUCCUGGAGAACUACCAGAUACUUCAAUAUUUCAUCAUUCGAAUACUUCAGGUUGUGAGGAAGUCUUUCAACAUCAGAAAUAUAGUGGCCCAAAUGAGAGAACAGCGUUAUGGCAUGAUUCAAACAAAGGAGCAGUAUUACUUUUGUUAUAAAACUGUACUUGAAGUUCUUCAGAAGCUUGUGACUUUCCAUUAAGAAAGACUUCUGUUGCCUCACACUUGAAAUCACCAAGUGGCUUGGAGCUUCCUCGUAAAGAACAUGUUCAAGCUGCACUGACUAGCCUUGCUUAUGCCUGUAAUGUGCUUUCUUGGUGUAUCAUUUAAUUUUCUUUCUGACAGCUUCCUGAAAGCAGCAUCAUUUGGUUGGUGGUGAACAGAAUUUACCCACUGACUUUACUUAGAUAAUAUCAAAAUACCCUCCCACAUUUUCCAGCAAAAUAAAAAGUUAC
Phyllostomus discolor (pale spear-nosed bat) is the source of this 670-nucleotide messenger RNA. RefSeq names its product tyrosine-protein phosphatase non-receptor type 20-like. Gene Ontology annotation, biological process: protein dephosphorylation. Gene Ontology annotation, molecular function: protein tyrosine phosphatase activity. The coding region runs from base 94 to 417 and encodes 107 amino acids. Lineage: Eukaryota; Metazoa; Chordata; Mammalia; Chiroptera; Phyllostomidae. The transcript has 3 exons. The record is from RefSeq and is a predicted model, not a curated record.